CCCUAGACACAACCAUCAACAGGAAUCUAAUUGGCCGGCGACGGAGUGGGCACCGGACGAGGACACCCGGCGGUCGUGUCAGAGCAAAGGCAAAACAGAGAUUGAAUGUCAAAACUACAUCAGAGUCCUGCUGGUGAACAAGACUGAGGUCAUGUCCUGCGGAACCAAUGCUUUCCAGCCCCAAUGCAUUACCAGAGAGGUGGGGAACCUGAGCAGCGUGUUGGAGCGGGUGAACGGCGUGGCUCGCUGUCCGUACGAUCCGCGGCACAACUCCACGGCGGUGGUGACGGAGAGCGGAGAGCUGUACGCCGCCACCGUCAUCGACUUCUCCGGCCGGGACCCCGUCAUCUACCGCAGCCUGGGAGGCAUGCCCCCCCUCCGGACCGCCCAGUACAACUCCAAGUGGCUCAACG
Notothenia coriiceps (black rockcod) is the source of this 413-nucleotide messenger RNA. RefSeq names its product semaphorin-5B-like. The annotation marks the transcript as partial. The transcript has 4 exons. The record is from RefSeq and is a predicted model, not a curated record. Gene Ontology annotation, biological process: positive regulation of cell migration; axon guidance; semaphorin-plexin signaling pathway. Gene Ontology annotation, molecular function: chemorepellent activity; semaphorin receptor binding. Gene Ontology annotation, cellular component: plasma membrane. NCBI's taxonomy places the organism in Eukaryota, Metazoa, Chordata, Actinopteri, Perciformes, Nototheniidae.